Emiliania huxleyi CCMP1516 is the source of this 786-nucleotide messenger RNA. RefSeq lists its product as hypothetical. The record is from RefSeq and is a predicted model, not a curated record. Lineage: Eukaryota; Haptophyta; Isochrysidales; Noelaerhabdaceae. The coding region runs from base 1 to 786 and encodes 261 amino acids. The transcript has 2 exons.
AUGACGCACCUGCCAAACAACGCAUUCAGCGGCCGCACUUUGCUCGUCUCUGUUGCCUUUCCGAGCCUCGUAUCCAUCGGCUAUCGGGCCUUCUUCGGCUGCCGUUCUCUCACCGGCGUCACCUUCCCUGCCGGCCUCACGGCCAUCGGCGACUACACCUUCUCCGGAUGCUCCUCUCUGACCUCCGUCGUCCUCCCAGCCGAUCUCACCUCCCUAGCCGUCUGCGCCUUCGACCGUUGCUCCUCCCUGACCUCCGUCGGCCUCCCGCCGGCCUCACCCGGCCUCACGUCCGUCGGCGACGAAGCCUUCAACAACUGCUCUGCCCUCACCUCCGUCACCUUCCCUGCCGGCCUCGCCUUCAUCGGCGAAAGGGCCUUCUACAACUGCCGCUCCCUUACCCGCGUCACCUUGCCAGCUGGCCUCAACUCCAUUGGCAACUACGCCUUCGACGGCGCCUUCCCCUUCUGCCCCCUCUCCCGCGUCAUCGUGCCAACCACCGCCAACAUCAGCAGCCGCGCCUUCUCCGACACCACCACCAUCCUCCGCCUCCUUCCCAGAAAGAUGCGCUGGUACGCGGCGGUUGACCUGGCUCUCGCCUACAAAGCGCUGCCGCCCCGGCCUUCUCCUCUGGCUGGAGCGGGCCCAGAUCAGGCUCGGCUCUUACGGCCCGGACGGCGCAGCGCGCCAGCGCGACCGCGAGGCGUUCGAGGGCGACUUUGGGCAGGGGGGAUAUUAAAGUGUAGUGCACGCACGCACGGGCGGGCGCAGCCGUUUUCGUCUUUGUGA